AUGGGCGUCGCUCUUUCUCUGGAGGAUACUCAUACUGAAACCUCUAGAUUGUCCCGAACAUCUGGCAAAGAGAAGGAGCAGCAUGUGUCUAUGGCGCGAACACUGACGACCGAGCUGGGCGCUGCCGCUGAGGACGCCAACAACACUGAGGAGGUCCAUUUCACCGACCCCAAAAACAACAGCUCGUUGUCUAAUGAUGCGGGAAGCUAUCUAGCUACCGUUGAGGCAGCAGAAAGCUUACAGAAAGCGGCCGUUGCGCCUGCAGUUGCUGGUUCUCUUUUGGUGUCCAGCGCUUGCGCAGCGCCUGCCUCGGACACACCCGAAAAGCAGGGAACAAUGGAACAGGGCGGCAGCGACCGCAGUGGUAGCGGUAGCGCUGGCACAACACUCGACGACGCAACAGACGACUCGGACGCACGCAAACGUGCGGAAAGCAGAACUGAAGUGCGAAUGUCGCUUGGUAGACGACUUCGACGACCGCCACCGCUUCAGGUCACUGUUGCAGCUACCGAAGAGAACGCCGAACCAACAAAGUCAAGGCUAGUCUUGUUGACGAACGCCGAAAAUAACUCUGUACACUCCGGAACGACCAAUAGCACGUAUUCACAGCAAUCGGGUACCCUGGAAGUAGCGCCCCUGAGCGUCUCGACAAGCGCUACCUCGCGCGUCAUGCGCGCCGAGCACGCUAUGGGUACCGCGCAUAGCUCAUCCAUUGAACCACAAUCAUCUUCGAGUGCUAGCAGUGGGCAGCAACUUUCUGUGAACGGAUUCGCCUCGGUGCCUUUUUCCGAAUCCAGGCCGGCCACCAUUGUAGGUGCUGCAGGCCUCGGGGACGGCAGUUUCGAGCAUGGCGCCUAUGCCGCUGUGCAUGCCGAUGCGCGAAGUACACACCGCCGACGCGACGUGAGACGCGGAUCCCAUACGGUGCUGCCGCCACCGUUGCCGCCGCUCGUUGUGGAACCCGCCGUGCACCUGUACAUUGAUGCGCUGCCGGCGAUGCCGCCCAAGUCGCCGCUUCCGGGGUCUGCACGGGGCGCGCUCCAACCGGUUGGCCAUGCGUCAGCAACUGGAUCGUGCCAUUCAGCCGGUGUCAUUGGCACCUACAACCUACUGCAUCCAUUCACCAGGCGCGGCAAUUUCCAAAUCCGCCACGGCGAGGUCAUCUACAAGGGUCAUCGCUCUUAUCAUUUGAUGAUGCAGAUCAAAGCUGGAAUACGCUACACGGUGGAGCGACAGAACGCGUUGGCGCCGCGGAACCUCUGCAUGGCUGAUUUUCGGACCAGCAACACGAUCCGCUUUCCGGCAGUGGGCUCAUCAGACACGCCCCCCAUCGAGAAGUGCUUCACUUUCAAAGACUAUGCCCCGAUGGUAUUCCGCCAAUUGAGGCAGCGUUAUGGGAUUAGUCCUACAUCGUAUCUGCGCUCGCUGUGCGGCGAGGAGGCCCUCAGGGAGGCGACCACUGCCGGAAAGAGCGGCUCGCUCUUCUACUACAGCAGCGAUGACCGUUUCAUUCUGAAGACACUGUCCAAGCAGGAAGCCAGUGUCCUGCUCAGCAUUCUUCCCCAGUACUACUUUCACAUGAUGAAGAAUCCGGAAUCUCUCAUCACGCGCUUUUUCGGCCUGCAUCGUGUAACGACCCACCGUCUUGGAUUGCGGCGGCGUCGCAUCCGUAUGGUCGUCAUGAGCAAUUUCCUGCCAACCCGAACACCAAUUCAUUUGCGCUAUGAUCUCAAAGGCAGUACGCAUGGCAGGUUUUCACGGACUCCGGCGUCGCAUGUUCUCUCAAACGACGACGAGCAGCAGACGGCCCCGCAGCAGCGGUUUCGACCAAGCCUUCUCUGCAGAGCGUCCCAGGAGUUGGAUCCAAGACAACCCCGAAAGGACCUAGACCUGUUUCGAGACGGUGUGGGUCCUAUCGCUAUUGACCGACGACUGAGACGCAGAAUGCUCAACCAAAUCGAUAUGGAUUGCCUGUUCCUGGAAAGCGUUCAUAUCAUGGAUUACUCUUUUCUGCUCGGCUUGCAGUACGUGGACACAUCGGCAAACUUGCCGGUUUCAGCAGAAUCAUGGCGCCGUCUGCGCGAACGGGACGCCCGACAUGCAAACAGUUGGGUCGGUUUGCUGGAGAACGGGGAGGAGGCGCGGCUCUUUUUCGGUAUUAUCGACGUCCUCGAUCGAUAUAAUGCAGAAAAGAAACUCGAACAUUUCGGGAAAGCGCACCUACUCUGUCUUCACGAUAGCAUUAGUGUUAUCGAACCGAGCUCGUAUGCGCGGCGAUUUCGCCGCUUUCUCGAAAAAGUAUUCGUGCCAGUGCCGCGUUCACCAUACGCGGCCGUGCAGGAUGACGCGAGCACGGGGCUGCGAUAG
Molecule: messenger RNA, 2367 nt
Organism: Cyanidioschyzon merolae strain 10D
Lineage: Eukaryota; Rhodophyta; Bangiophyceae; Cyanidiales; Cyanidiaceae
Product: phosphatidylinositol-4-phosphate 5-kinase
Exons: 1
Coding region: 1-2367 (788 amino acids)
Biological process (GO): phosphatidylinositol metabolic process
Molecular function (GO): phosphatidylinositol kinase activity
Source: RefSeq, a predicted model, not a curated record